AUGAGGUCCACCGCUUCACUGAGGGCGGCCUGCGCUCUUUCAUACUACAUACUGGUCACCUAUAUUGCUGUAGCUUGUGCAUACUGUAUCCUAAGCUACCUUCCUCUCUCGGUCACACGUCGGUUCUUGGAUACGAAACUCCCGGACCUUGAAAAGGCAGAUGUUUGGGGCGAAGAUCUCAUAUUUUGGGAGCCUUCCUCAUUUCUUUCUAGCGCUUUCGUAUCCCAUACUCGGCACGCAACACCCGAGUCUUUGUUCUUGUCCAAGGCGUUCAGCCACUCGAUGCGUCCAAACAGGGUCAUUCCGUUCUACUUCAAAGCGAGCGGUCCUAGCAUGGAUGGGACUCUUGCCAAAGAGGACAUUACACUUCUCACAAUCGUCACCAGCAACAGGUUUUCCGUCCUUGGCAGACUAGCCAAACGAUAUCAAGGCCCAAUAUCUGUCGCUCUUCACGUCACAGAGUCACCACGAGCUCAUCGCGACCGUAUUCUCGACGAACUGCACGAGCUGUACCUUUCCACCCCCGGCAUGUCAAAAUGGGUGGAUGUACAUCUCAUUCUCGACAAUUUUGACCGCCAAUUCAACAUGUGGCGCAAUGCAGCGCGUCUCUUUGCACGUACAAAUUAUGUGAUGAUGCUCGACGUUGACUUUGCUGUCUGUACCGGAUUCAGACAACGACUGUUGGCGAGCAAAGAGAUGAUGGGUAUGCUCAGAGCCGGAGACGCUGCAUUUGUGGUUCCAGCCUUUGAAUACGUCGUAGCUGAGGAUGGUGGAAACGAGGCUAGCUUUCCGCGGACCAAAGAGAGGCUUCGGCGACUACAUGAUGCUGGGAAGAUUCAAGUGUUCCAUCAAGCUUGGGAAGGUGGCCAUAAUAGUUCCGACUAUUCACGCUACUUUCAAGCCGCACCUGGCGAUGUGUACAAGGUGCAUGCGUACCAACAUGCCUACGAGCCGUAUGUCAUCUUCAAGCGCGACAGCGCCCCAUGGUGCGACGAGCGGUUCAUCGGAUACGGUGGAAACAAGGCGAGCUGCCUCUACGAAAUGUACCUCGCUGGCAUUUCCUUCUACGUUCUCUCCGACGACUUUUUGAUACAUCAAAGUCAUUUGUACGCCGAAGAUGUACGCAAGGCAGAGCGAAAAUACAACCGGCAGUUGUAUACCGAAUUUCGAAUGGAGGCGUGUUUCCGCGCGUUGCAUAGAUCCAUCGUAACGAAAGAGUUGACGACGCAAAAAGGGUUGAAUGUGCAAGCCGAAUGUCAGAAGUAG
Molecule: messenger RNA, 1266 nt
Organism: Serendipita indica DSM 11827
Lineage: Eukaryota; Fungi; Basidiomycota; Agaricomycetes; Sebacinales; Serendipitaceae
Source: the annotation of a GenBank genome assembly